AUGCUGGGACGAAUUUCGAAUUAUAAAUAUGUUAAAAUUAAUGUUGAAAUUACGGUGAGUCGCGAUUCGCAUUGAAACUGGUGGCGCGGCGAUUAGCAUUCCAACCUUUCAAACCUUCUGUUAUCUUUCCUGUAAGCAUCCAUGAACAUAAAAGUCACUUUAAGGUAGUAAACUGUAAUGCACGUUUAAUGCAAUGCUCGUUUAAUGCUGUGUCGUGUCAUUUGUUGUCAUUGUAGAUGUCUUUUGCAAAUUUAAGGAUGACGCCGUCGCAUCAGUUGGUCCUGCGGGCCUCUGAUGCGGCGGCGGCCUUCACCGCCGCCAUGGGGCCACGCGGGACCCAGGCUCCCGCCAGCGCCAAGAGGCCGGAGGAGGUGGAGAAGGAGGCCCGAGCCCGCGUCGUCUCCGAGGGUGGUGACCCCGGGAACCCCAUGCUGGUGCUGGGCUGCCACAGCAUCCAGCCUGGCAAGUACCGGGGUCAGACCUUCCGGUGGCUCCUGGAGAACGACGCGGGCUACGCCUGUCACCUGGUCGCCAGUCACCAGCGGGAGCGGGAGACGAGUGCCUUGGACAGCCCGUUCAUGGCCAACAAGGACAGCCUCGCCCGCUACUCCUGCGCCCACCCCGCUUUUGCGGAGCACCUCAAGUUCCGCCGGGCGCAGGAGGAGGCCCGGGCUCGCGCCACUCUGCCCGGGCGGGGGGGCGAGGCGCUUGUUGGCUUCGGGCUGUUCAAGGAGGACACCCUGAAGGACCUGUACGAAUCCAAGGACAAGGACCGUCAGGAAUACGUCAAGUGGCUACGACGGAAGACACCGCAGCCUGGGAGCUCCAUGGACGCCGCCAUUCAGUACUUCUUGGGCCGAGACAAGGAGCGGUCGGCGGAGGCGGCUGCUACACCCCCUCCGCCCGCCAGCAGCAGCACCAGCAGCGGCCCCAGCACCACCACCAGCCAGGCCGCUGCUUCAACCGUGCUGCCGCCCCGCAAGCCGACCGCUCCCAAUUUCUCGGCCCUUGUGCGCGGGCGUCCGAUGGGCCCCAGGGAGCUGCAGGCCCAGAUCAGGAGACUGAUGAGCCCACCAGCACGGCCUGCAGCUCCAGCGGUGUCUUCCGUCAGAGACCAGCGCCCCUCGGUUCCGCCGCCCCCCACCACAGAGGUGACGGACGAGGAGCUGGUCCGGAUGGUCACUGAUGUAGAAAUGGCUGGCGUACAGGUCCUUCAGGCCCUCCCGCUCCCGCUGGUGACGCCUCCGACUCCACCUCCCCCGGCACCGUCCUCCACCCCACCACCACCACCACCACCACCACCACCACCACCACCACCACCACCACCACAAGUUGCGGCUGCUCCACCGACGGUCGGGCUUCCUGCUCGGGCUCCGGCGCAGACCAGGGUGGAGCCUCGUGGCGUCUCCGUGGAGGAGACGCCGUGCGGGGAGGCCACCCUGGCGCCGGAGCCGAAGAAGAAGAGGAGGAAGACGACGACGACGGGCGACGUGGAGCAGCCGGCAACGCCCGCUCCUGCUCGGGCUGAGACCCGGUUGCCUGAGGGCUGGCGGACAGCCCUCACCGGGGCAGAGCAGGAGUGGAUCGGCCGGGCGCUGUUCCAGCAGACCAGCGGGGGGUCCCUCAAGCUAACCACGGACCUCAAGCUGUGGUGGGACCCCCCCCAGCCCCGGCUGAACUAUACUCAGCCACCCGCCUCGGCGGCUGCCUUCUUCGCGUGUCGGUUGUUCCUCUGGGCGCCCCUGCACAUGUGGGGUCCCCGGCCGACAUGCUGCCAGAAACAUCUCACCAAGUGUGGGAUGUACAAGACCAUCCGGAAGGUCUUGGACAUCGACGGCUGGUACUUGAUGGCCACCGAGUACCUGGAGUACCUGGAGUGCCGUCGGUGUCGGAGGAAGGUAGCCGCCUGGUCGCAGGAGGUCGUGAGGCAGCUGGGAGAGGGGCAUCGCGCCCUCUUCCCGGCGAUCCUCACCUACAAGCUUGCCUGCGACCGGCGGGUCAUCAUCCAGCUGCGUGAGCGUACUCGGGGGAACAGCGCCACGCAGCUGCAAAAAAAAACUCUUGCACCCCACCAUCGAAACCAUCGCAUCCUGUCUCGCCUGGAGGACGUGAAGGCCCGGGUCACCUCAGUCUUUGGAUCCAUCUUGAAGAUGGAUUCGACCAAGAAGGUGACCCGGAAGCUCGCCGGUGCCGCCGCCCAUACCGCAGCCUGGGCGACCAACGUGGGCAACGAGCACGGGCAGGUGCUAAUGUCCGUGCUCACGGCCACCGAGGGGGGUUGCCUGUUGCCCAUGGCCGCGGGGUUAAUGCGGCGGUACCGGGACGCUGGGGUAGCGCAGCCUCGCGUCCUCGAUGUCGACCGGGACUGCUGUUCGUCCCACGGGGGGUCCAAGGCAGCUGCUGCGUUCCAGGAGUGGGACAAGCUGGUGGUCCGGUUGGACAUUUGGCACCUGAUGCGACGCUACUCAUCAGGUGUCACAACCGAGAGCCACCAGCUGUACAAGCCCUUCCUGCAGCAGCUGUCUGCCUGUAUCUUCCUGUGGGACCCAGAGGACACAGCCCGGUUGCUGAACGCUAAGAGGAGGACGCUAGAGGCGCAGAGGCUGACCUUCUCGUCCGACGCCGGAGUGUGGAGGCACGUCAGCCGCAGGGAGAUGGCUCUCCAUUGCCGUCGCCGCACGCGUGGAGCUGCGGCGACAGAGCGGCUGAUCGAUGACCUCCUCCAAACCUUCGGCGGUGCCAACGGGCGAGACACCAUGGGGAUUCCCCUGCUGGACCGGGACCGCAUCCAGGCAAUCCGUGCGGAGCAGCGACGGCACCUCUGGUGCAUCCAGGACCCGCCGGGCGUGGAGCUGUACACGGAGACAGGAGAAAGUGCCAACCCGUGGCACUUCCAGGCUUUUCUCCUGGAGGGGUUGAUGAGAUGGAACGAGGACAGGGCGGCGUCCGCGGCCUAG
Molecule: messenger RNA, 2957 nt
Organism: Gadus chalcogrammus (walleye pollock)
Lineage: Eukaryota; Metazoa; Chordata; Actinopteri; Gadiformes; Gadidae
Exons: 9
Coding region: 237-2957 (906 amino acids)
Source: RefSeq, a predicted model, not a curated record